Messenger RNA from Glycine soja, 1884 nucleotides. RefSeq names its product cytochrome P450 71A6-like. NCBI's taxonomy places the organism in Eukaryota, Viridiplantae, Streptophyta, Magnoliopsida, Fabales, Fabaceae. The record is from RefSeq and is a predicted model, not a curated record. The coding region runs from base 7 to 1884 and encodes 625 amino acids. The transcript is spliced from 6 exons. Gene Ontology annotation, molecular function: heme binding; iron ion binding; oxidoreductase activity, acting on paired donors, with incorporation or reduction of molecular oxygen.
AAAUCAAUGUCGACCUCUCUGCAUGAAAACCCUUCAUCUUUGUUCUUCCUUCCAAUUAUUACUUUCAUCACCUUCUUUGUUUUGCGAACUGUGAUCAAACUUUUAUCCAAAUGGAAUAAUAAUUCCAAUUCUGCAACAACCAGAGAAACCUCACCAGUAUCAUCAUCACCACCAUCUCCACCAAAGCUUCCUAUAAUAGGAAAUCUCCACCAACUUGGCACACUCACACACCGCACCCUCCAAUCCUUAGCUCAAACCUAUGGCCCUGUGAUGUUACUUCACUUUGGAAAAGUGCCAGUUCUUGUUGUCUCAACAUCUGAGGCUGCUCAUGAGGUUAUGAAAGCACAUGACCUCGUUUUCUCCAACAGACCACAUCGUAAGAUGGUUGAUAUCUUCUUCUAUGGCUCCAAAGAUGUGGCGUUUGCUCCGUAUGGCAACUACUGGAGGCAGAUAAGGAGUAUCUGUGUCUUGCAUCUUCUCAGUGCCAAAAAGGUUCAAUCUUUUGGUGCAGUACGCCAAGAAGAAAUCUCCAUAAUGAUGGAGAAGAUUAGGCAGUGUUGUUCUUCCUUGAUGCCUGUGAAUUUAACUGAUUUAUUUUCUACACUCACCAAUGACAUAGUGUGUAGAGUUGCUCUUGGAAAGAGAUACAGUGGAGAAGGAGGGAUUAAGCUUCGUGAGCCAUUGAACGAGAUGUUGGAGUUGUUGGGUGCUUCAGUUAUUGGAGACUUUAUACCUUGGCUGGAUUUGUUGGGAAGAGUUAAUGGGAUGUAUGGUAGAGCAGAGAGAGCGGCUAAACAGAUUGAUGAAUUCUUUGAUGAAGUUGAUAUGUUUUCUGCAAGUACUGAAACCACCUCCUCAGUUCUAGGGUGGGCGAUGACAGAACUCUUAAGGCACCCAAAUGUGAUGCAGAAGCUACAAGAUGAAGUGAGGAAUGUGAUUGGUGAUAGAAUUACUCACAUAAAUGAGGAGGAUUUGUGUAGCAUGCAUUACUUGAAGGUAGUGGUUAAAGAAACUUUGCGUUUACAUCCCCCAGUUCCCUUAUUGGUUCCAAGGGAAUCCAUGCAAGAUACUAAGGUGAUGGGCUAUGACAUUGCAAGUGGCACACAAAUAAUAGUUAAUGCUUGGGCAAUUGCAAGAGAUCCUUUGUAUUGGGACCAACCUCUAGAGUUUAAACCAGAGAGGUUCUUAAAUAGUUCAAUAGACAUCAAAGGACAUGAUUUCCAAGUGAUCCCAUUUGGAGCAGGAAGGAGAGGUUGCCCAGGAAUAACGUUUGCCCUUGUUGUGAAUGAGUUGGUCCUAGCAUACCUUGUUCAUCAAUUUAAUUGGACAGUGCCUGAUGGAGUAGUUGGGGAUCAAGCAUUGGACAUGACUGAAUCUACUGGAUUGUCCAUUCAUAAAAAAAUCCCUCUUGUGGCAGUUGCAUCCCCAAGUGUGAUCUCAACCAACAAGAAUGUGAUAUGUGAUUGUGUAGCAGUUACUCAAUGUCAGCUAAGCUAUGCAAGUUUCACCAACGAGGGGACCGGUGUCGCUGAGGACUUGGAUCUAGAUCUAGAGGCCUUGGUCGUAGUAGGAGAUGGAUCUAUCGAUCAGGCCAAGCAUAAAGAAGGUGUUGUCAAGCUGCAUGUAGUCAGAGAAGACGACGAGGGCAUGAUUGGUGCCACAUUCAAUGUCAGGGACUUGGAUAGUGCAUUUGAGGACAGGGACGGCUUCUUCGAAGUGUCCGAGGUUGUAGUAGAUGGCAACAAGGAUGUGGAAGCUCAUGGCAAGAUCGAGGUUGGACUCUCCCUUGAUGACACAGUGCUCAAAGGAUUUGGAGGCAAUGGUGUCACAAGUCGAGAUUCGGGUUGUCAAGAGAGGCAUCAGAAAGAAUUGGAGGGGUUUUAA